Molecule: messenger RNA, 1714 nt
Organism: Mustela lutreola (European mink)
Lineage: Eukaryota; Metazoa; Chordata; Mammalia; Carnivora; Mustelidae
Gene: SEPTIN1
Product: septin 1
Exons: 11
Coding region: 242-1261 (339 amino acids)
Biological process (GO): regulation of exocytosis; cytoskeleton-dependent cytokinesis
Cellular component (GO): microtubule cytoskeleton; septin complex; cell division site
Molecular function (GO): molecular adaptor activity; GTP binding; GTPase activity
Source: RefSeq, a predicted model, not a curated record
GGAGCGGAGACCCUGAGCCAGAGACCCCUAAAGUCGCAGCCCAAGAGCCCCGAGUCAGAGGGGACACAAAGGCAGAGAGGGGGAGACUGCGACGGCCUAAAAAUACAGGAGCAAGAGACUGGCCGCCGGAGACAAAGGGAUGUAGAAACCUGAGAGAUAGGACAAGGAGUAUGUGGGGUUCGCCGCCCUCCCCAACCAGCUGCACCGCAAGUCCGUCAAGAAGGGUUUUGACUUCACACUCAUGGUAGCAGGGGAGUCAGGCCUGGGAAAAUCCACCCUCAUCAACAGCCUGUUUCUCACCAAUCUCUACGAGGACCGGCAACUGCCAGAGGCCAGUGCUCGCUUGACACAAACACUGACCAUUGAGCGCCGGGGUGUGGAGAUCGAGGAGGGGGGUAUUAAGGUGAAGCUGACGGUGGUGGACACACCUGGCUUUGGGGACUCCGUGGAUUGCUCAGACUGCUGGCAGCCUGUGGUGCGCUACAUCGAGGAGCAAUUCGAGCAGUAUCUGAGGGAUGAGAGCGGCCUGAACCGGAAGAACAUUCAGGAUUCCCGUGUUCACUGCUGCCUCUACUUCAUCUCCCCCUUUGGCCGAGGGCUCCGGCCCCUAGACGUGGCCUUCCUCCGGGCAGUGCACGAAAAGGUCAACAUCAUCCCGGUCAUUGGCAAAGCAGAUGCCCUGAUGCCGAAGGAAACCCAGGCCCUCAAGCAGAAGAUCCGGGACCAGCUGAAAGAGGAGGAAAUCAACAUCUACCAGUUCCCUGAUUGUGACUCUGAUGAGGAUGAAGACUUCAAGAGGCAGGAUGCAGAAAUGAAGGAAAGCAUCCCUUUCGCAGUGGUUGGUUCCUGUGAGGUUGUGAGAGACGGCGGGACCCGUCCGGUGAGGGGACGUCGCUACUCCUGGGGUACCGUGGAGGUGGAGAACCCACAUCACUGCGACUUCCUGAACCUGCGACGGAUGCUGGUGCAGACCCACCUGCAGGACCUGAAGGAGGUGACCCACGAUCUGCUCUACGAGGGCUACCGGGCCCGCUGCCUGCAGAGCCUGGCCCGGCCUGGGGCUCGUGAUCGCGCCAGUCGUAGUAAGCUCUCCCGCCAGAGCGCCACAGAGAUCCCGCUGCCCAUGCUGCCUCUGGCAGACACCGAGAAGUUGAUCCGCGAGAAAGAUGAAGAGCUGCGCCGCAUGCAAGAGAUGCUGGAGAAGAUGCAGGCCCAGAUGCAGCAGAGCCAGACUCCGGGAGAGCAGUCGGACGCUCUCUGAGGACCCCGCCCCGCCCCACCUCGGCUCCGCCUUCAGCCGGCCUCCUGACCAAUCCUGGAGCCCCAGCCCGAGAGGCCCGCCCCGGCAGGCGGCUCGCGGGCGGGCGGAUUUGCCCAGUCCCCAGUCUGUAGCCCCGCCUUUGGCCCCGCCCCAACCCCCGCCCCGCCCCUGGCUCCUCCCCGCCGCUUUUCAAUCAAGUUGUGACUUCAGUAAAGCAAUUUCAGGGAUGGGGUGGCUCAGGCUCUCCGGUGUGGGACCCUUAAUUUCGGCUCAGGUCACGACCUCAGGGUCCGGGAUCUAGCGGCCCUGGGCUCCCUGUUCAGCGGGGAGUCUGCUAGAUAUUUUCUCUCUCUCUCCCUCCCUCUGCACCGCCCCCCCCACGCCUUGCUCGCGCGCUUUCUCUAAUAAAUCGUUAGAUCUUAAAUAAUAAAAAAUAAAAGCAGUUUCCCUGAG